Actinia tenebrosa (Australian red waratah sea anemone) is the source of this 1379-nucleotide messenger RNA. Its product is annotated as calumenin. Gene Ontology annotation, cellular component: endoplasmic reticulum. NCBI's taxonomy places the organism in Eukaryota, Metazoa, Cnidaria, Anthozoa, Actiniaria, Actiniidae. Gene Ontology annotation, molecular function: calcium ion binding. The record is from RefSeq and is a predicted model, not a curated record.
UGGUAACCUAGAGUGGCUAGCCUUUGUAUUGCGAUUAGGAGCCUGUAAGAUUGCAGAACGUGUCUUAGAGAGAUUUUUAAACUGUGGAGCGAGCCAUAAAAAUUCAUUUCUAUACGCUGUAAGGUUAUUUCCAGCUUGUCGGCGAUCGUCUGUGCAACUUUGAAAGCGUUUGUAGUCUAAAGAAAUCUAGUUUUUUGAGUUUCGUAAAUCAGGAUGAUGUACAAGUUGUCAUUUGCGAUAGUUCUUCUAGCCGUAGUUAUUGCAGUUCAAAAUGCCGUAGCAAAGAAAAAAACCCCGGUACGAGUGAAAGAAGGCUCGUUCUCAGAUCAAGAGCAUUUUCAUGAUGGCAAACACGAUGCAAAGUAUGACCACGAUGCCUUCCUUGGAGAAGAUCAAGCAAAUGAGAUGGAAAAGUUGUCACCUACAGAAACCAAGAAACGACUUAGAUCUCUUUUUGUCAAAAUGGACGUAGAUGGUGACAAAAAACUAUCCCGUAAAGAAUUAACAGACUGGAUAGUAGAUAACAUGAAGAAACACGUGUUGAAAAGCACAAAAAUGAGAAUGAAGGAACUUGACAAGAAUAAAGAUGGCAAGGCCUCAUGGGAUGAAUAUGUAAAUGAACAGUACGAAAUGGUGUCAAUAGACACGCCCGAAGGAAAACAUUGAGCAGCUUGACAAAGAUGGCGAUGGAAAAAUCAACUUUGAGGAGUAUUACGGGGCUGGGGAAUCUGAAGGCAUCAUGAAAGACGAGGAGUCAUUAAAUUCCUUCAGAGAAUCCUUUAAUAAGGAUCUGGACAAGAACCACGAUGGAGUCUUGGAUAAUGACGAAAUCAGGGAUUGGAUUCUACCGGGUGGAAACGUAGAUCCUGCUGCAGGCGAAGCUGAUCAUCUUAUGAAAGAGGCUGAUUUGAAUAAGGAUAACUACCUAACUGUAGAAGAGAUAAUAAAAAACCACGAGUUAUUUUCUGGUAGCAGAGUGACAGCUUACGGCGAUCUUCUCAAACAAAAGAAGGAGUUAUAAUUGUUCUGAUCAUCAAGUUAAAUCAUCAAUUUUGAUUCAGUUUAGGAUAUGUAGCUGAUGUUCAACGCUUCUCAACUAAAAAUAGCAUAAGUUUUAAAGAUUUUAUUGGAUAAGUAAUACGAUCAAUCGCAUGCAGUGGGUGAGCUUUAUCGUAUAACCAGUGCACACAGGGCACGCAGAAAAGUGUUUAGCAUUGGUGCUGUAGAAUUUGCUGGAAUUAGUGACCUUGAGAUUUCAUGAUUAAUUUGCUCUUUGCAGACGCUAGACCGUAUGAAAGUGUAUAAUCCACUUUAAUAACAAUGAAAACAUUUUGAAAAAAAAUUGAAUGGUGUUUUGAUAAUAAACUUAGAUACUGAUA